Molecule: messenger RNA, 2517 nt
Organism: Fusarium musae
Lineage: Eukaryota; Fungi; Ascomycota; Sordariomycetes; Hypocreales; Nectriaceae
Exons: 1
Coding region: 1-2517 (838 amino acids)
Biological process (GO): protein phosphorylation
Molecular function (GO): ATP binding; protein kinase activity
Source: RefSeq, a predicted model, not a curated record
AUGUCGUCGCUUCAAGUCAGAGGGCCGGAUUUUUCGGCCACAAAGCAGAAAGCGAUUGAAGAUGCAAAGAAAAUGCAAAAAGUGGUUGCCGAGCAGUGCUCAAAAGUCGGAAAGGAUCCUCCACAGUAUCGACUUUCAGAGCUCAUUGGCAAAGGCAGUUUUGGCCGGGUCUACAAGGCCACCUCUCUAACAACGAAUCAGCUGGUUGCCGUCAAAAUCAUCGACAUUGAAGAGAGUGACACAGUUAACCCGAAACUCGCCGAUACAUAUAGCGACUUGCUCAAGGAAAUCAGUGCCCUGCAACUGCUCAGCAAUAGUGGCGCCAAGAACAUCAAUCAUGUUAUCGAUGCUCUUCCUGUCGGGCAGUCCAUGUGGAUGAUUACAGAAUAUUGCGCUGGAGGCAGCGUGGCUACCCUCAUGAAACCAACCUCACCGGGUGGCCUUCAGGAAAAAUGGAUUAUUCCAAUUUUGCGCGAAGUAGCCGAAGCUGUCUACUGGGUUCAUGAUCAGGGUAUUAUCCAUAGAGACAUCAAGUGUGCCAAUAUCUUGGUCACGGAGGAAGGAAACGUCCAGCUUUGUGACUUUGGAGUUGCUGGUGUUAUUGAAACCAAAUUUGACAAGCGCUCAACGGUCAUUGGUACACCCCAUUGGAUGGCCCCGGAACUGUUCGACCCUGCGGCAUCUUAUGGUACUGAGGUGGAUAUAUGGGCUUUUGGCGCCAUGGUCUAUGAAAUUGCAUCGGGUCUACCACCAAGCGUAGCUGCAGGCAUGAUGGACUUCAACAGACUAGGCUCAUACCUCAAACAACACAUCCCUCGACUUGAUGGCGACCGAUAUUCCCAAGGGUUGAAAGACCUCGUGGCGUACUGCUUGGUUGAUGACCCUAAGAAACGCCCACCAAUUGAACAAAUCCAGAGACACCGUUACAUAUUCAACACGCAGGAUGCUUAUCCUGCUUCGAGCUUGGCACACUUGGUUAGAGGCUACAAGUUGUGGGAAGCUCAAGGUGGUGUUCGCAAGUCCCUCUUCUCCGCGGGAGGAGCCCAGGGCCCAUCUGACCUCGCUAACUUGGCCUUGGACAAUGAUGAGUGGAACUUCAGCACAACCGCUGCGUUCGAUCAACAGGUGCUCCAAACUGGCGACGCUCAAGCUGUGUUUGAUGUCUAUGGCUCCAACGUUGACUUCAAGCAGGAUGAAUUCGACGAUGCUUCUAGAACCCAAAAACCGAAAUCACGUCGACGUCCGCCACCUCACCUUCCUUCCGUCAAAGCACCACUGGAAAAGCUAUUUGACCCAAAUACGAUAUCGAACUACGAGGACAACUCACGAGCAUAUUAUGGCCGUCCGUUUCCUCCGCCUGUUGCCGAUUUCACCCCUCCACCCCCGCCUCCUGCGUCGGAUUUACCUCUAAGAGACGACUCAUCUCAGUCUCCUGGAGUGAGAGAAUCCCUGAUUGAUCUUGACAUGUCCCUAGACGGUAGCAAUCUCUCCGAGUUUGUUGACCUGAACACAAUUAGAGCUGGAGAUCCCAGGGCAUCGACCGACUAUGACUUUGGAGAUGUCUCCUACAACAAACCACCACUUAGUGACCCGGCAGAUAUGAUGAACAACAACCGCAGAACACGAGAUUGGAAGUUCCCUUCCAUGGCCCCUCCCGCCUCAGCAAACCCGGAAAUGUUCAGAUUUCCGUUCAACGAUGACCAAGGGCCAAGUACCAGCCGCCUGAUCCACCCUCCGACAGAGCCAAUCCAGCCUUCGGCGCAGUUCAAUGACCUUGCGGUUCCCUCACCAGUCAACAACCGAGCGUCAUCAGGCAGUCUCAUUGACUUGGACAUGGGUCUAGCUGAUCCCAUUCCUAUGAGCGACUAUACAAGGCCGUCCACAUCACACUCGGACGUAGGAUCCUUGGCUGGCUCGGAGUUAGGAGGGGCUGAUCCUUUCCAGCUAGAAAAGCACGCCUCUCUUUACCUUAUGCCCAGCAGUAUACGAGAACCAUCCAUCUAUGUAUCUGAUGAUUCUGAGUUUGCAAAUGCCAUUGCGGACCUCUCGCUGAAUAACACCCAGCGACAUGAUCCUCAGAUGUCCUAUCAGCAAACACAGGUUCCCCUGUAUCAUCCCCAGGGACAACCCCAAUCUUCCCAGACCGACGGGAGCACCCCGAGUGAAAGGCCCUACUCCCUUAGCGAGUUCGCCGAUACUGACCCUGAAUCUUUUACUCAAACGCUUGCCGCCCCUGAACUUCAACCUCCUCCACUUCAGCCUCAACUAGAUCGGCCACCAGUUCGGGACGAGUUCCCUCGAUCUUAUCAACAACAACAGCCAUCCCUCCCACCUGCACCUACUGCACCCUCACCCCAAGUUAUGGAAGGCCAGGCCUCAUCAGAACAUGUCAAGGAGGAGCUUCGACGCAUGGCCAUGAGCCUAAGUGAUCAUCUCAGCCACGCGAAUACAUACUUGUCGGGUCUUCCACUUCGAAGAGCGAGCACAACAAGGAUGGAGUCUAUUGAGACCCCUUGA